AUGUCAUCGCAGCGACCCGGAGCGUUCAAUAGUCUACGGAUGGGAGAAGUGAUCCGUGAGCGCGUUCAAGAUGGAGUAACUGGCGAAACCAGAGAGCUUCAGUAUACCCAGUGCAAAAUUGUCGGUAAUGGUUCUUUCGGUGUCGUCUUCCAGACGAAGCUUUCUCCUUCUGGUGAGGAUGCUGCCAUCAAGCGUGUCCUCCAAGACAAGCGUUUCAAGAACCGUGAACUUCAAAUCAUGCGCAUUGUCCGGCACCCCAACAUUGUCCAGCUCAAGGCCUUCUACUACUCCAAUGGCGAACGAAAAGAUGAGGUCUACCUCAACUUGGUCCAGGAAUUCGUUCCCGAGACUGUCUACCGAGCCUCGCGAUUCUUCAACAAGAUGAAGACUACCAUGCCCAUUCUCGAGGUCAAGCUCUACAUUUAUCAGCUUUUCCGCGCCCUCGCCUAUAUUCACUCGCAAGGCAUCUGCCAUCGUGAUAUCAAGCCCCAAAACCUCCUUCUCGACCCUACUAGCGGUAUCCUCAAGCUCUGCGAUUUUGGCAGCGCCAAGAUCCUCGUUGAGAACGAACCCAACGUCUCGUAUAUUUGCUCCAGAUACUACCGCGCCCCUGAACUCAUCUUUGGCGCCACAAACUACACAACCAAGAUUGACGUCUGGUCCACAGGCUGUGUUAUGGCAGAGUUGAUGCUUGGCCAACCUCUAUUCCCCGGAGAAUCUGGUAUUGACCAAUUGGUGGAAAUUAUUAAAGUCCUCGGCACACCUACCAGGGAGCAGAUCCGCACCAUGAACCCCAACUACAUGGAACACAAGUUCCCCCAGAUCAAGCCGCAUCCUUUCAACAAGGUGUUCCGCAAGGCUGACGCCAAUGCUAUUGACCUCAUCACCAAGCUACUCGAAUACACCCCCACUGAAAGAGAGGCUGCCGUCAACGCCAUGGUCCACCCUUUUUUUGACGAGUUGCGCGAUCCAGAGACAAAACUCCCCGAUUCCAGACACGGCACUGGCCAGCUCCGCGAUCUUCCGGAGCUCUUCAAUUUCACUCGUCAUGAGCUAUCCAUUGCGCCCGACCUCAACAGCCAAUUAGUUCCUCUUCACCAGCGUGCCAUCCUCGCCGCACGUGGUCUCGACAUUGACAAUAUUACCCCGAUGACGAAGCAGGAGAUGAUGGCCAAGCUUGACUGA
Molecule: messenger RNA, 1185 nt
Organism: Beauveria bassiana ARSEF 2860
Lineage: Eukaryota; Fungi; Ascomycota; Sordariomycetes; Hypocreales; Cordycipitaceae
Product: protein kinase gsk3
Exons: 6
Coding region: 1-1185 (394 amino acids)
Biological process (GO): signal transduction; protein phosphorylation
Cellular component (GO): cytoplasm
Molecular function (GO): protein serine/threonine kinase activity; protein serine/threonine/tyrosine kinase activity; ATP binding
Source: RefSeq, a predicted model, not a curated record